UGUCCAAAAGAAAAAAGACGGGUGUUGCAAAUGCAUUGUUGCUUUCCAAUUUUGCGAAGACGAAGAGGUUACAAUGUUGAUUCGGCGAUUGCCUUGGACGGCGAUUUCUGUGGGCUCACCACUUCCGUUGAAUUUCGGCGCUAUGUAUGGAGCAAGCAUUCCCAUGCGCAAGCAACUCACCGUUUCCCUUUUCUCCUUCUGCUCUAGCUCUGGCUUCCAUCCCCCUCCUCAAUCACAAAAACCUGUUAACGAAACGGAUAAUCGUCACUCGCAGUCUCUGAAACCCGGUCUUUAUCUCGUUGGAACACCGAUUGGAAAUCUCGAAGACAUUACCCUGAGGGCUCUUCGCGUGCUGAAUUCUGCUGAUGUCAUACUCUCAGAGGACACGAGACACUCUGGGAAGUUGCUUCAUCACUACAAUAUCAAAACACCCCUUAUGAGUUAUCACAAAUUCAAUGAAUCACAAAGGGAACAGAUUGUGCUGAAGAGGCUGAAGCAGGGUGAGAUUGUGGCACUUAUAAGUGAUGCUGGAAUGCCAGGUAUCAGUGAUCCUGGUAUGGAGUUGGCCAAAUUAUGUGUUAGUGAAAAUAUCCUGGUUGUUCCUAUCCCUGGUCCCUGUGCUUUGGUAUCGGCUCUUUCUGCAUCAGGUUUACCAACUGAUGAAUUUACAUUUGUUGGUUUUCUUCCAAAGCAUUCAGGUUCAAGAAGAAAAAGGCUUAUGGUUUCAGCUGAUCAAACAACAACACAAAUAUUUUAUGUUCCUCCUCACAAACUUUCUCAAUUUCUUGAAGAGUGUUCUUCAAUAUUUGGUGAUACGAGGAUAUGUGUUAUUGCUCGGGAAAUGACCAAGUUACAUGAAGAGUUUUGGCGUGGUACUCUUGGUGAAGCCAAGGAAUUAUUUUCUAUUCGUCAAGUGAAGGGAGAACUUACCAUAUUGAUUGAAGGACAAGCAAAUUCUAAAGUUGAAACUCCGUCUCACAUUCAGCUUGAGAGUGAACUAAGAGAACUGAUUGCAAGUGGCGCGAGUCUUUCCACAGCUGUGAAAUUGGUUACCGGCAGAUCAUCAGUGAGUAGAAAAACUAUAUAUUCACUUGCACUAAGAAAAUUUGGGAAGCAACCCGAAGUGGAAGAUGAUUCAAACUAGUGCAGAUUAUUCCUACUGAGAAGGAUGUGGUUUAGCUGUCUCUGUUGCUCAAUCUUUCUACUGGGUUGGCAGUGGUCUUCCACCUAGAUGAAUGAGAUGAUUUUACCACUGCUGUUGAAGCACUAUUGCGGAUCAUAUUAAGAUGGUUGGGCCCGGUAUACUUAGCAUCCACCUUUUGUCCUUGGCUCCCCAGGAUUCAGCUCUUCAGGACACACACCAACAGAGUACAACAAAAUUGAUUGUAAAUGUCUACUCAGGGCAGGGCAAGAUAGCAGGGUAGCUGUUGGGUCGUACUAAUGAGAAAAAUGACAAAGCUGAAUUCCUUAAUUGCUUCUGUAUCCUACUUCUACAACAUGAUCUGAUUGUGGUGAGCCGCUGUUUUAUUUAGCUCCCCAGCCUGUCUUAAUUGCGUACAGACUGCAUGGUUAUAGAUUCUGCUACUGUCACAUCUGAAUACGAAUCUAGUAAUCGGUUCAGUGAAUAAUAUAUCCUUGGUCUGAUCAUCCACAACAAAUAGGAGAACUGUGUUAUUAUCUGUUAAUAUCCCGAAGUCCCUAGUCAAUCCCUUGUGUGUACCUGAAGGUAUCUACGCUUGUUCUAGUUUUCGAUCAAAUGGAAUGUUUCACGAAUCCGCAAAAGCUAUGCCCGUAUGUGGUACGAAUUGGUUAAGCUUUUCUUUCUCAUAAAAUCCUUUGGGAUUAAAGUAGCAUAAAUGGUUGUGUGUAUGUCAUGCAAUUACGUCUAUAUUUGUGUGGUAUUAUAUUGCUAGUAAAGAAUAAUCUUGAAUAAACUGGUAUGAUGCACGUUCCCUUUCCGCGGAGUAAGCAUCGAGCUCUGAUUACCGCCCGAGGUUUUAUGAUGACACGCUAAGCUGGAUGACUGACACCUUGAAGGAAGAUGGGCGAUAUAAGCCAUAAAUUUUUUGGCAAUUCCAUUGCAUGGUAGAGGUCGAAUUGGUCUUCCGAUUUAAUAUUUUUGUACAUUGUACUCCUUACUUUUCAUAAAAUAAAUGGUGUUCCUUCACUCUGAUUAACUUGUCGUCAUCAUUUUUCAUAAAUACCAUUUUGUUUUAUAAUGGGUCAGUGUAAUUGUUUCCAUUUGAACUUCUUUUUCAUGCAUUCUUGCUCCUUGAAGCUAAAAGAGAAGGCAGACAGAUCUAAUAUAUCUGGACGAAUUAUAUGUACAAGGAAUUUGGAUGGAUAAUAAGAGCUAAAAGCUACUUUUUCUUUAGAAAAAGAGUGGAAACAGCUGCAUGAUUGUGGACAAGACAACCAAACCACACGGGCGGUCGGGAUCACGGGCGCUGCUCAGCAAGAUGUCAUGUGCAGCUUGCCCUUUUCCUUCCCAUUGGCCCCAGCAGAUCAAUUCCCACUUAUUGGGCCUAAGCCUUGGGCAGCUUAAUUAGCAAACUCAUGUAUAUAUAUAUAAUGAUAACAGAACUCCCGCAACAUUUUCCCCCUAGUAAUCUCAGAUAGCAACACCUCAACCAUCGCUGCACCAGCACAAAUUCUUGCUGUGAUCCUCCUUGUAAUUCCUAAUCAUGAUAGUACAACACUGCUUAUUUAUACCCUAAACUCACUACUUAAUUAUAACCAUCCCUUCCCUUAUUUAUCUCUUUCCACUGUUGUCCUUCGGAAGUUGUUUUGCAUGUUGCUACAUGUCAUCCUUGGUGACGGAGAGGGAGGGCUCAAAUUCAUAUAUUUGUUGGCCCGUGGCUAAGAUUCGUCGAGGAUCGAAUUGCAUUUUCCUGGCAUUGAAUUGGGUCCACUUAUCUCCAAAGUGGUCCAUCCACUCCUGCUGUGUUGUGUAAUGGGGCAGAUACUGUUUCACCUUGAUCUCCGAAUCAUGGCAGAAUCUCAGAAUCUGACGGUUCUGAUUAGUCAGGUACUCCAGUGUCUCAGUAUCCAAUGCUGAUCUCAGAAAUGCCACCAGGUAAAACACCUCCUCUUCUGGUAUCACCACCGAGCUCCGAUGGUCCCACCUACAUACCCAUCACCAUCAGCAAAAUCACGUUAUGGAAUUUUCUUUUCAUGCAUGCAAUGAUGCAAAACGGUAGUAGACAGUUGGUGGGAUUUACUUACUACUACGUUGUUAACAAUCGUGUGACUUGUCAGAGGCCAACGCAAGGGGGAAUUUAAUUUGCAUGCACGUUUGAAUUUUGUUUGUGAAACUUGCUAUCAUUAUUUUUUUUAUGUCUAAAUGAAAAAUUGAAAUAUAAUUAAGUGCAAUUAUGAUUUAUUUAUGAAUAUUGAUAUUGACAUGGACGGGUAUGGUUGCGUGAACAUACGGCGGUGUCUGUGGAAGCUGGAACUAGGUUAGUGUAUCCCUACCAUUCCAAGAGUGGGUCCCCCAUAGAAGAUCUUCUGACAGCAGAAUCUCCUCAGCUGGAUGACCAUGGCCGUCCGUUUUGUUUGCUUCCGGUCUACGCAAAGGGAAAAGAAAAUCGUGGCACUUCCUAGCUGGCUUUGAUGCAGAUUUUCAUCUGCUGUGUUGGUUACAUGUACAUCGCCGUGGUUGUUCUUUCCACAUUUUCCAUUUCCACUUGGAAAUAACCAUUCUUUGGUUUAAGAUAUAUUUGGCUAUUAUCUGUUUAUUAGAGAUAUUUACCUUAUAUAAUUCAUAACAAAUGUCACCUAAUUCACGAAUUAUUGAGGAUCUUGAUUUUGCCUGCCAUGUAUAAUUAAGAUUUAAUAUAAACGUACAGGUUC
Messenger RNA from Abrus precatorius (Indian licorice), 3852 nucleotides. RefSeq names its product ribosomal RNA small subunit methyltransferase I. The transcript is spliced from 10 exons. The coding region runs from base 74 to 1144 and encodes 356 amino acids. Gene Ontology annotation, molecular function: methyltransferase activity. The record is from RefSeq and is a predicted model, not a curated record. NCBI's taxonomy places the organism in Eukaryota, Viridiplantae, Streptophyta, Magnoliopsida, Fabales, Fabaceae.